UCCAGUUUUAUAAAAAUGUACUCGGAAGUCGGAAACCGCGUCUCUCUCUUGCUAACUACCAAGGCAUGCUAUCAUAGAAAAGCGUAAACUAUAUCUUUCCCUUCAUAUAAUUGUGUGUAUAUAUAUGUAUAUAGGUGAAGUGGCCCCGGGUCUCUAUGCAAGCAAGUAAUUCAGUUGAAGCUAGAAGAAAUAGCUUCAAAGUCUGAACAGAAUAAACCAAAAGAGUGGGAAUUUCGACUCAGCAACUCAGAUUUCUCUUCAUUUCAGCUUCAGGGAAUCAGACAUUCCAUAAGGUUCAUUAUUGCCUUGGGCAUAUUGUUAAUGCUACGCUGAUCUCAAGAUACAAUUUUGGAAUCUUCCCAGUUCUUGAACCUGCUGCACACUUGCUGCCAUGUCUCUUUUGUCAAAGUUACGCUGUAUCACUGUGGAUGUAACUGGUACGCUCAUAGCUUACAAAGGUGAGCUUGGUGACUACUAUUGCAUGGCAGCAAAAUCUGUUGGACUGCCAUGCCCUGACUACAAGCGUGUGCAUGAGGGUUUUAAAAUUGCAUAUACAGAUAUGGCCAAAAAGUACCCAUGUUUUGGGCAUGCAGCGAAUAUGCCUAACAUUGUCUGGUGGAAAACGUGCGUGAGAAAUUCCUUUGUUCAGGCUGGAUAUGAUUACGAUGAAGAGACUUUUGAGAAGAUCUUCAGGCGUAUAUAUGCAUCAUUCGGUUCAUCUGCACCUUAUACUAUCUUUGCAGACUCCCAACCAUUCUUAAGAUGGGCAUGUGGAAAGGGUCUUAUAGUUGGCCUUGUUAGCAAUGCAGAAUACCGUUAUCAGGAUGUGAUCCUUCCAGCCUUGGGUUUGAAUAAGGGUUCAGAGUGGGACUUCGGUGUGUUUUCCGGGCUUGAAGGUGUAGAGAAACCAAACCCAGAGAUCUAUAGAAUUGCCCUUAAGAGGGCGGGAGAUAUUGCACCAGAAGAAACUCUGCAUAUUGGGGACAGCAUGCGCAAAGACUAUAUACCGGCGAAGAGUGUAGGGAUGCAUGCAUUACUGUUAGAUAGGUUCAGAACUCCUGAUGCUGAGGAAUGGAGAAAAUCUGGUGCAACUGUGCUUCCUGACUUGGUAUCAGUACAAGAAUUGCUCACCUUAGGGACAUUGGCAUGCUGAUGGGCUUUACUUUGUAAUUUUUAUUUUUGUGCUCUUCAUAAAUGACAAUUUCAUAGAAUACCUAUUGGGCUCCAUGUUCUGGAACUUUGAUAUAUCAUUCUCUCACACCACAGCAAGAGCAAAA
Messenger RNA from Jatropha curcas, 1277 nucleotides. RefSeq names its product Haloacid dehalogenase-like hydrolase (HAD) superfamily protein. NCBI's taxonomy places the organism in Eukaryota, Viridiplantae, Streptophyta, Magnoliopsida, Malpighiales, Euphorbiaceae. The record is from RefSeq and is a predicted model, not a curated record.